AUGCCACAACGUCUUCAGCCGCGCAUCCUUCUUCUCAUUAAGCGGCCGAGAGCAGUCAAAUUGUGUUUUCUGCCGCACACAGCGGCCUACGGAAUCAUCAUCACAAACCCCAUCGUCGUCACAAGCACCGUCACCCUCAUCCUCUCAGAUAGCAGGCGUCCUCAGCGGUAUUCCUCUCGCGGAAAUCCUACAAUAGAGCACGAGCAGGGCGGGGAACCUGCCUCCAUUAACCCCGAGUUCGCCGGCGAUCUAUCUGCCAUUGCCAUCUCGACCGCUGACCGGCGGCUCCUUGAUGGUUGGCAAGAGGCCUUAGACGGUCAUCAGAUGGAGAAAUGCCCUCGCUGUCAACAACGUUGGUUCAACAUGAAUAUGCGCAAGGGGCUCUUGGUUGAACUGGUUGAAGAGGUUGACAUUGAGGAUGUACCCAGCGGCGAGAUUGCUGACGAGGGCGACAUUGAGCAGGCUGCUGUGCCUAAUUUUGUCGCUAAACAGCAGGAUAUAAAUGCGUUUCGCUCCCUGCUUGGAAGCCAACCGCAGUCUCAGCCUGGCCAUGUUCCCGUUGUGCCGGGCACCCAGCGGCCUUAUAUAGAGAUGCCUGCCAUCCGGUCAACGCCUCUUAGCGAGUUCAACCGCUCGCAGGCGCUGCUUUCGCUCGCGUUCCCAACACUUUACCCCAGGGGAGAGGCCGAUUUCAUAGCACCAAGGCAGCGGUCGAUAACUUACAGUCGGUAUAUCGAGCACGCGAUGAAAUGGCACGACGGGCGCUUCGCUCGCCAUCCGCGCUUCCGCUACACCGUUUUCAACACACUAAUGCGAAGCCAAGUCAACUCAAGGAGCAGCUUCUUCGUUAAGAGGAGCGGCGGGCAAUCCGUCCCGGUUAACGUUGAGCAGCUCCGGGCAGCCUUUAAUGAUGACAUGCCAGAGUCUUGUGCGUUACUUAAUAAGGUUGUCCGUCAUUCAGCAUCCCUUCGCGGCACAAGGGCAUUCUGGGAAGGCCGACGAAAUCAGCUUGAGGCUCACGUCCAAGCCCUAGGGUGUCCUAGGGUCUUUAUAACCGAUUUACAGCCUGGGGAUAUAGACGAGCCCACGUUGUUUGAGCUGUACGCCAUGCAUUCCAAGGGUGUUGCUUGUCUGAUGAUUAAGCAAGCUGAGCUUGGAUGGUCCAAGGACAACAAGGUGCUUGAUGCUGUCGAUGCCGUCAUUGAGGGCGUCGUCACCGUUUCCAAGCUGAAGACUCCUGUUCAGACGGAUGUUGCCAACGGUACCACUACCACCGAGCACACUACUCCAAUGCGCAUUGCCACUCGAUCCGCGACGAGAGAGAUUCUACAGCCGCCUGCUCAGGCCACCGCCCCUUCCGAAGCGGCAACUACUCCUCGGGUCAUCGAACAGCAGGUGACCACCCCGGCCAAGCCCCUUAGCUCUUUCCUCCAAAAGAGGUUCAGCAUCACAGACUAUUGGUUCCGUUACGAGUGGCAGGCGCGUGGGGAGCACUCAUGCUCACGCUCUAUUCUGGGUCUCAAACGCCCUGUCGCUAGACCUUCGGCCCAGCGUCACAAAUGCACUGAAGCUUAUUGUCUUCGCCGCCGCCGCCUUCCAAACGGUCAGGUUUCAGAGGACAAGUCCUGCCGUUUCUUCUUUCCUCGCACAAGCCAUAGCAGGCCGCACGUUACGUUCACCAUUAACCCCCAGUACCUAAUCUUCGACGGCGUUUGCAAUGACUCCUUUCUCAACAGCUACAACCGCUCCGUUGCCCUUAGGUGGAGGGCAAACCAUGAUAUCUCGCCCUGUACCUUAACCCAUGCUGUCAUCAGCUAUAUAGCCAAGUACUGCAGCAAGGCCGAACCCAGAACUCAGAGCUACAGCGACAUAGCGAAGGAGAUCCUCCCACGCGUCACCAGCGGGCGUGCCCUGACCAGUUUCGUGGCCCGCUUUAUGAACAAACUGGUUGCUAAGCGCGACUGGUCAGCCAUGGAGCUUUCCCACUUGCUGUUGAACCUGCCGCUACAAGUGAGCUCCCGAGUCGUUCAGAACGUCGAUUGCCGGCCUAUGCUGCAAGAUCACAUUCGCGACACUGUUAUAGGCGGUGAGAUUCGACCAGGGCAGUCUAUUUAUCAGAAGUACCUCGGCCGCAGCCAAGAAUGGGUUCAACUCAGCUAUUUUGAUUUCCUAACAAAGGUUAAUUAUUCACGACUUCCCUGGCACUACUAUAGUGCUCCUGAUCGCGUUCUUAAUUAUUUCCCGCGAUAUAAGCCUUACAAGGACCAUCCCAACUUCGAGGACUUCUGCUGUGUUAAGCUGGCCCUACAUCACCCACAUUCCUCUGUUGGUGAUGUUAAGGUUGUCGAGGACACCCCCUUUGACACAUAUGCAGAGGCUUGUGCCCACUGUCGGGAGGUUUAUGCUAAUGUUCACCCAGAGGACUACUACUGUGACCUACCAGCGCCGGAUGAUGAUCUCUUUGAACCUGGCCCCCUUGAAGAAGAUAUAGAGCCUGAUGACUGGGAGCAGCUUGCGGCACAGCUGCCCCAACGUGACGCUGAUACAGAGGAUAUCGAGCUGCUCGGCAACCGCGAUAUUGACAUCCUGUUCGACUAG
Molecule: messenger RNA, 2598 nt
Organism: Trichoderma gamsii
Lineage: Eukaryota; Fungi; Ascomycota; Sordariomycetes; Hypocreales; Hypocreaceae
Exons: 4
Coding region: 1-2598 (865 amino acids)
Source: RefSeq, a predicted model, not a curated record